AUGAACAUAGAUUUUGAUGAAGAAAAGAAGCUAUUGCAAGGCUCACGGGCUGACUGGCCAAGGGCUGAGCCCCUCCGUGAUUUCUGCAGGCAGACUGAAGCAGGACAAAGCAGGAGACGGCGAGGGGAGGCAAGGGGCAGAGAGGAGGUGACGAGGGCGGCCCAAGAGAAAGGGGCUGACGGCAACAAAGGCAACAGGAGACAAGGAUCUGGAGCUACAAAUGGAAAAGACAAAACAUCUGGUGAGAAUGAUGGACAGAAGAAAGUUCAAGAGGAAUUUGACAUAGACAUGGACGCGCCAGAGACAGAAAGGGCGGCAGUGGCGAUACAGUCCCAGUUCAGGAAAUUCCAGAAGAAAAAAGCGGGGUCCCAGUCUUAGCAGCUACCUCACACCUUAAAGCAAAGUAAUCCUGAAAUGAUUUAUCAGGAAAAUCAGAAGUAACACAAAGAUGCAUGUACAGAAAUUCUCAAUAUUUAAAACCCUGUUGGCAGAUAUCAAACAAUGAGCUUAUGCGUAACUUCAUCCCAGGUGUUUCACACCUCUUAACUUCUGUAACUCACCAUUUUACUUGAUGUUGUAAUAAAAAGUUAGGAUGAAGUAAUUAAA
Messenger RNA from Dromaius novaehollandiae (emu), 606 nucleotides. RefSeq names its product Purkinje cell protein 4 (gene PCP4). The transcript is spliced from 4 exons. Bases 1 to 378 code for a protein of 125 amino acids. Gene Ontology annotation, molecular function: calcium ion binding; calmodulin binding. Gene Ontology annotation, cellular component: cytoplasm. The record is from RefSeq and is a predicted model, not a curated record. Lineage: Eukaryota; Metazoa; Chordata; Aves; Casuariiformes; Dromaiidae.